CUCCGACACCGACACCGGCACCUCGGGCAGCGGCACCUCCGAUACCGGCACCUCGGGGAGCGGCACCUCCGACACCGGCACCGGCACCUCGGGGAGCGGCACCUCCGAUCCCGGCACCUCGGGGAGCGGCACCGGCACCUCGGGGAGCGGCGCGGGCGGAGCGAUACAGGAGCGGCCGGACUGCCCUGCCCAGGGACUCUACUGGAUCUGCUGGAUCACAGAGAUUGUGUGUGAUGCUGUCCAUGGCACUGGAGAGGAGCUCUUCACAAGUGGCCUUGAUCCAUGUGCUCAUUCCCUGAUGUCCAGCUUGUUCCUUCGCGAUCUGACUCAGCAAAGUGCUCGAGGCUUGCAGCAGUGACUGAAGUCAGAAGGGACUGACUUCUGAAGAUUCCAGGCAGGAUGAAAGACCGUUUAAGUGAGCUGCGUGAAUUUGCCAGGUUACACAACCAACAGUUCUCUGAUAGUGAUGAUGAUGAAAAUUCACCCCAGGAUAUUCUCCUUUAUGAGACGGAUUAUGCCUUGGAAAUCCUUCAUAAGGACAUACAGAGCAUCCGGACAGAAAAUGACCACCUAAAAGCGGAUGUCAACCGUCUCAGAAAGCAAAACACCCGCUUCCUCACCUCCAUGCGCCGCCUUAGCAGCAUCAAACGAGACACUAAUUGUAUUGCCAGAGACAUUAAGAGCCGUGGAGAAAGCAUCCACAGGAAACUGCAGGUAAUGAGAGAUUUCUGUGAAGAUGCAAUAACAAAAUAUGGAGCUAUGUCUGUCAUUGCCAGGGUGGCGAAGAACCACUAUGUUGACCUCAUGCACACAUUUCAGGACGCUAUGUUUGAUUACAAUGCAGCAGAGAUGAACCAGCGGGAGAACUGCAAGAUUCGAAUUCAGCGGCAGCUGGAGAUCAUGGGCAAAGACGUUUCUGGCCACCAGAUUGAGGAGAUGAUUGAGCAAGGCAAAUGGGAUGUCUUUUCCGAGAAUCUCUUGUCAGAUGUCAAGGGAGCUCGUGCAGCCUUGAAUGAGAUAGAGACACGGCACAAGGAGCUGGUGAAGCUGGAAGGUCGCAUUAAAGAAGUUCACGAGCUCUUUCUGCAGGUGGCCCUGCUGGUGGAGGAACAGGCAGACACCUUUGAUGUUAUUGAGAUAAAUAUGCAAAAUGUUGAGGACUAUGUAGGAGAUGCUAAAGACCAAGUGAAAAGAGCUUUGGAAUACAGGAGAAAACAUCCCCUCAGAACAAUCCUCUGCUGUUGCAUAUCAUGUUGCAGAAGGUGAUGGUCCCACUGGAGCUAACACAGACUGACUUGAAUGUCUUCAAAAUUAGGUGUUCUUUCCAGAGACUUUUCUGUAAUGACAAGCCCUAUAAUCAGGGGGGAUAUUUUGCAGUUGGUUUUGUUCAUUGCCUGUUUACUAAAUGUGCUGAAGGCUGUUUGUAUUUAUGAACUUCUAGAAAUGUUUAUAAAACUAUUUUUAAUGUAAUUUUUAUUGAAAGGUCCUGUUACUGUAUCUAGAGGUGCAAUAUCUCUACAGUGAUACUCAUUUCAUAUUGGCAAGAAAGAAGAGUGAAUAACUUCUCCUAGGGAAUAUGAAUACUUUUAAGAAGUAACUUUAUUCUUAUUUGUUGAAGUGAGGCUGCAGGCAGUGAAGCCUUAUUGCCUGGGGCAACACAGUACACCACAGAAUCAGGAGGUUUCAGUUUUAACUAGUUUGGAGCAUGCUUGAUACAAAUUUGACAAAAUACUGAGCCUGGAGCAGGAGCAGGACACAGAACUAGUUUCUCUUUCAACUUUAUUUUCAGCUGUCUGGAAUCUUAACAGAAGUGGCUGCACCUCAAAUGAUAAUAUGCACAUUUUGCUCUAUUUGUGUGACUGCUUUUUUCCAUUCUGAGUACCCAGCUAUCUCAAGGUGGCUAAAAGCACUGCAACACUGAGGCAUCUCACUCACUUUUAGCUUAAGCCACUCUCGACUCUCAGUUUCAAACCUGCCAUGCUUUCAUGUUCUGAUGCUUUUUUCUGCCAAUUAACACUUCAUCCAGAGGAGAAACAUGGAGUGGCCUUCUGCAGAAACACCUUUAAGAAGACAACAUCUGUGGGGUUGAGGAAACAUUUUAGGGUCUCAGGAAAGCAAACAGAACUAUUUCUUCGGUAUACCUGAAGAAAAAAGGAAACAGUUUCAUGCCAUUUCAAUGCUCUUUUCAAGCUUAAAAGGAAAGUCUCCUUUUGUGGGAGUCUGCCCUUACACAAGGGCAAACCAGUAGGUUUGGAGUAUUGCAAGGAAAUAAAAAAUGUGCAGUCCUGGUAAGCACUGAGCAUCGUCAGUGGAACAUAUUCAUAGAGUCUGGUGAUUGAUCACAGCUCCUGCUUCUGGAGGUUUUCCAACUAUAUUUCUAGGUGGCUUCCUGAUACACUGUGAUCUAUUGCUAUCCUUUGAAAUAAUGCAGGACAUUUUUUCAGAUUUUUUUUUAAUUAAUCGUCCUAUUUGUACCAAUUUUAGUAAAUAUAUUUCAACAUUUCAGAUCUUUUGUAUUUGGGAGUUUUCCUCAGAUGUGCAUAGAUGUACACCUUCCUGCACCAGUUGCAGUGAAACUUCUCCCUUCUUACCUUUUACACCCUGAUUUUAUGUGGGAAGAAAAAACCCAAACAUUUCUUACUAUUUUUAGUAAUAUAACAAAACAGCAAAAUAAAUCCACUUCCAAGCUUUCAUAUCUUACUGGGAAACAAUUUUAGCCAGACAGACUUUUUUACAGAAACAGAAACUAAAGGGAUAACUUUUCUCAGAAAGAGACUGUCCCUUUUGCUGUAGCACAUGGAAGAGUGAGGAACACUGAUCUCCUAACUAUAAGAUAUUUUGAUAUUCAGUGGUGUACUGGUGAUAUCAGUGUUAUGCUUGUCUGAGGACGUCUCCAGUAAGGUGUUCAAACUUGAAGUGGGAGAAAGGAGGGUGAUGAGCUGGGACCACAGCCAGGGGCUUGGUGCUACUCAAGAAGACAAAGUUUUUUACUCUGUAGGUACUGCCAUUAAGUCAGUGGAACUGUGCAUUCCUCCAAGAGUCAGCAUGUGAGGAUAAAUCAAUGAAGAAUGAAAUACUGUAUUUCCUUUCACAUGCACAUUCCUAGCACUUGCCUAUGUUUUUGAUUAAAAUUAUGUACAUGUUUUUUUUAUGCUGGUUCCUUUUUUGCAUCUACAAAUGGAAUAAAAGAUUUAAUAAGAAAAAAUUGAAA
Molecule: messenger RNA, 3211 nt
Organism: Agelaius phoeniceus (red-winged blackbird)
Lineage: Eukaryota; Metazoa; Chordata; Aves; Passeriformes; Icteridae
Gene: STX11
Product: syntaxin 11
Biological process (GO): exocytosis; synaptic vesicle fusion to presynaptic active zone membrane; intracellular protein transport
Cellular component (GO): SNARE complex; presynaptic active zone membrane; plasma membrane
Molecular function (GO): SNARE binding; SNAP receptor activity
Source: RefSeq, a predicted model, not a curated record